AUGCUGGGUUGUAAACUAGCAAGUUCUCCUAUUGAGCAAAAUCAUAAGCUAGGAGAGGAUUGUGUGCCUUCCCUUAUUGAUGCAGGGAAAUACCAGAGGCUAGUGGGGAAAUUGAUUUAUCUGUAUCUGACUCGUCCAGACAUUUCUUAUGCAAUGAGAGUUGUGAGCCAGUUUAUGCAUGCACCCAAGAGUGGGCACUUGGACGCUGUGUACUGUAUCCUCAGAUACUUUAAGUCCUCUCCAGGAAAAGGACUUUUGUAUGCCAAGAACCAUCACUUGAGGAUUGAAGGCUAUUCCGAUGUUGAUUGGGCUGGAUCCAUUUUUGACAGGAGAUCUACAUCUGGUUAUUGCACAUUCGUGGGUGGCUACUUGGUUAUAUGGAGAAGUAAGAAACAGCCGGUUGUAGCCAGAUCCAGUGCAGAGGCCGAGUACAGAGCAAUGGCUCAUGCUGUUUGUGAGCUCACUUGGUUGUGUUGGUUGGUUCUUGAGUUGGGGUAUGACAUUGAAUGA
Messenger RNA from Macadamia integrifolia, 510 nucleotides. RefSeq lists its product as uncharacterized. The record is from RefSeq and is a predicted model, not a curated record. The transcript has a single exon. NCBI's taxonomy places the organism in Eukaryota, Viridiplantae, Streptophyta, Magnoliopsida, Proteales, Proteaceae. The coding region runs from base 1 to 510 and encodes 169 amino acids.